CCGAUAUGCAGCUUGAGCCGAUCAGCCGCAGGAUAUUGAGCAAAUAGUCCCCAAUCGAGUAAUGCAAUUGUGAUGGACUGAGAUGUCCCCAUUGUUAUAUAAGUAUAUUCAAUUCCCCAAAGCACUGAAGGGUUCACUUUCUAUCUAUUCCUAUAAAUAAGCAGUUGCCAUUCCAGUAAGCGAACUCUCUUUUCUCCCCAUCUUCUCUGACCCCCUGGUACAAACUUUUCAAAAACACGCAAAAAUGGAUAUGUCUAAUAUGUCUGGUAUGGAUAUGGGCAGCCCUGUCAGUUCCGUUGCCUCUAUCACCUCUGCUGUCAGCUCUGUUGUUUCUGCUGCCGUUACCUCUGCCACCACCACCACCUCGAUGUCUAUGGACCACAGCACCAUGAGCAUGGGUGGCAUGGACCACAGCACGAUGGAUAUGAGCAGUAUGCACAUGGGCGGAAUGAACAUGAAGUUCUCUACUAAUUGGAACAAUUACGAGGUGUUAUUCACAAACUUAAAGGCCACCUCCGGUGGUGCGGCAUUUGGUAUCUUUGUCUUCUUGUUUGCCGUUGCCUUCACCUUGAGGGGAAUCAUUUUUUUCUCCUCUUACUUGGAGCAAAACAUCUGGAGGUCCUCUAGUGCCGUUGUCGUUGCCGAAACCCAGACUGUUCCUUCAGUCGACUGUGGUUGUGACGAUGAUGAGGAAAAGAUCUCUAGUUCGCCUCCACCGACUAUUCAGAAGCCAUCUUUGCUUCGCCAAUUUUUCUUCACCACCUUUACUGAAUUCAAGCGCGAUGUGAUCAGGUUGGUGAUUGCCUUUGUUGCCAUCAUGCUCAGUUAUGCGUUGAUGUUGGCCGUCAUGACCUACGUUGUGUUGUACUUCUUUGCUGUGGUGCUUGGCUUGGCUUUUGGUGAGCUCUGGUGGGGCCGUAUCGGUAGAAUCAUGAACGUCAGUCCAGCAAACGGUGUCUGUGUGGCGCAUUAAGAUCCGA
Molecule: messenger RNA, 980 nt
Organism: Babjeviella inositovora NRRL Y-12698
Lineage: Eukaryota; Fungi; Ascomycota; Pichiomycetes; Serinales
Gene: CTR1
Product: high-affinity Cu transporter
Exons: 1
Coding region: 245-973 (242 amino acids)
Biological process (GO): copper ion transmembrane transport; intracellular copper ion homeostasis
Cellular component (GO): plasma membrane
Molecular function (GO): copper ion transmembrane transporter activity
Source: RefSeq, a predicted model, not a curated record